AUGGAGCAGGAGGAGGAGGAGGAGUACAGCUCCGAGUACGGCUCCCCCAAGUUCCUGCUGCUGUGCGGCCUGGGCGGCAUGCUGAGCUGCGGGCUGACGCACACCUUGAUCCUGCCGCUGGACGUGGUCAAGUGCCGCAUGCAGGUGGACCCGGCCAAGUACCGGAGCAUCCUCAGCGGCUUCGGCGUCACGCUGCACGAGGACGGGGUGCGCGGCCUGGCCCGCGGCUGGGCGCCCACCUUCGUGGGCUACUCCUUGCAGGGCUUCUUCAAGUUCGGCCUCUACGAGGUCUUCAAGAUCCGCUACGCCGAGCUGCUGGGCCCCGAGAGGGCCUUCGAGUGGCGGACCAGCCUGUACCUGGCGGCGUCGGCCAGCGCCGAGUUCUUCGCCGACCUGGCGCUGGCGCCCAUGGAGGCGCUGAAGGUGCGCAUCCAGACGCAGCCGGGCUACGCGCACACGCUGCGGGGCGCGCUGCCGCGCAUGCUGGAGGAGGAGGGCCCGCGGGCCUUCUACAAGGGCGUGCCGCCGCUCUGGCUGCGCCAGAUCCCCUACACCAUGAUGAAGUUCGCCUGCUUCGAGCGCACCGUCGAGGCGCUCUACCAGUACGUGGUGCCCAAGCCGCAGAGCGAGUGCACCAAGGGCGAGCAGCUGGCCGUCACCUUCGUGGCCGGCUACAUCGCCGGCGUCUUCUGCGGCGUGGUGUCGCACCCCGCCGACUCGGUGGUGUCGGUGCUCAACAAGGAGAAGGGCAGCACGGCGCUGGGCGUGCUGCGGCGCCUGGGCCCGGGCGGCCUGUGGAAGGGCCUCUUCGCGCGCAUCCUCAUGAUCGGCACCCUCACGGGGCUGCAGUGGCUCAUCUACGACUUCGUCAAGGUGGCCCUCAAGAUGCCGCGGCCCCCCGCGCUCCGGGAGCCCGAGCCCGAGCCCGGGCGCCGGCGGCAGUGA
This is a messenger RNA of Sorex araneus (European shrew), 945 nucleotides long. Its product is annotated as phosphate carrier protein, mitochondrial-like. Gene Ontology annotation, biological process: mitochondrial phosphate ion transmembrane transport. Gene Ontology annotation, molecular function: phosphate transmembrane transporter activity. Gene Ontology annotation, cellular component: mitochondrial inner membrane. Lineage: Eukaryota; Metazoa; Chordata; Mammalia; Eulipotyphla; Soricidae. The coding region runs from base 1 to 945 and encodes 314 amino acids. The transcript is spliced from 2 exons. The record is from RefSeq and is a predicted model, not a curated record.